CCGCGCUAAUCCCGCCUUGCGCAUGCGCAGAUGCUAAACCAACGCCCCGGAGUUGAGGCGCGGGUUUGGUGGCGCGUUUUAGCGAAGUCGCACGUGAAGGAUAGCGGUGACCGGAGUCCGACCCAGCAUGGCAGGCCCAGGCAGCAGUCCCUCAUGGAGCAAACAUCUGUUCAAAGCCAUCCUGGUGAUCCUAGUAGGCCUCGUUCUCCUCCACUCAGCAUCAGCCCAGUCCCAUCGAGACUUUGCAGCACCAGGGCAGCAGAAGAGGGAGGCUCCGGUAGAUCUGUUGACCCAGAUAGGUCGAUCUGUACGGGAGACACUGGAUACCUGGGUUGGGCCAGAGAUCACACACUUGGUUUCAGAGACCUUGGCGCAGGUGAUGUGGGCCAUCUCGUCAGCCAUCUCUGUGGCCUUCUUUGCUCUGUCUGGGAUCACCGCACAGCUGCUGAGUGCCUUGGGGCUAGACGGUGAUCACCUCACCCAGUGCCUGAAGCUCAGCCCUAGCCAGGUCCAGACACUCCUGCUGUGGGGAGCAGGGGCCCUGGUUGUCUACUGGCUGCUGUCCCUGCUCCUCGGCUUGGUCUUGGCCUUGCUGGGGCGGAUCCUGGGAGGCCUGAAGCUCAUCAUCUUCGUGGCUGGCUUUGUGGCCCUCGUGAGGUCCGUGCCCGACCCUUCCACCCGGGCCUUGCUCCUCCUGGCCUUGCUGACCCUCUACGCCUUGCUGAGCCGGCUCACUGGCUCCCGGGCCUCGGGGGCCCACCUGGAGGCCAAGGUGCGAGGGCUAGAGCGCCAGGUGGAAGAGCUGCGCUGGCGGCAGAGGCGAGCAGCCAAGGGGCCCCGGAGUGUGGAGGAAGAGUGAGAAGAAUGCCUCACAGCCACCUUGGUCUUGCCAAAGAGCUGAGCUGCUUCUGGGCCGCACAGCCCUCUUCCAGCCCCUCGCCCUUGACUGGCCCUAUCUUAAACCCUUGCUCUCUGCCCUGUAUGUCCUAGCUGAGGGAGAGGGAGACCUGGCUCCCGAGGGUCUCCUUCUGGGCUUGGCUCUCAGCCCUUUCUCUGCACCCAGCCUGUCUCAGCUAGGGCAGGUGGGAGGGGACCCCCACUCCAGCUUCUGCCUCUGCUCUCAGCGAACAUCACUGCCAUUGCUCGCCGCCAGAGGCCUCCGGGCUCCCUCCUGCUGCCUCCCGGGCUUCCUCCUGACGCACUUGCUGUCCUGUCCUCCCUUCUGCAGCUUCUCCUUGGCCGAGUCCCCAGCUCCCUUUCUGUGCCUAGCUGCCGUCCAGCCCUGCACUCCCACCAGCCACAGUCCCUCAGGCAUGCACCUGUCCUCUUCAUUGUCAGGAGAGGGAAGAGACAGGGUCUUGGGACCUGAUUUUAAAGGAGGGGGAAAUGGUCCCCUGGGCCUGUGGGACUGGGGGGAUGCACCUCGAGUGUGUUACAAGUGCCUUAAUCCGGAGCCUGCAGGGCCCCCUGCUUGCCCGUUGCCAUGCCGAAUGCAGGGAAGCGCACUGGGGCUGCUUCCUGGCAAGAAGGGAGCUGUUGCUCUCAGAAUCUCGAUUCCCCUCCAGCCACAGCAAGAGAAGCCUGCUGCUUCGUAGGCUGUGCCGCCAGAUGGGAUCCCACAGAGGCCAGUAGGCCCCCUGUGAGGAUCUUAGAGACCCUGAAGGAGGAAGGAGGACUCACUUUCUUGUCUGCAUCACUGCAAGUGGUUCUCUACCCCUGUCCCUCCACUCCCUGCCACCAAGAGGAGUCACUCUGCUCUUCGGUGUCCAGCAGCCUGGGGAAAGCCGGGGGGCGGGGGGCAGCUCCUUUCCCUCCUGGUGCUCCUCUGGUGCUCCGGUGCUCCGCAGGGAGAGCCUGCCCACUGACCCCUCCCACCAGGGCGCUCCUUCCACACGGUGAGGGGCCACCUCUUCCUUCGAGGCUCUAGAGGGGACGGAUGUCCUCUGCCAGGCCUGGCACAUGAUGUGAAGAAUAGAUGCCCAGUCCUUACUGUUAAGGUUUGACGUGGAAUCACAGCUGCAGUGAUAUAUAUAUUUUUAUCAGCGCUUGGUUGGUUUUAAAUAAAGUGCACGCUAUUUUAUUAUCUUAUUCUGAAUAAAAUGUAUUUACUCCAA
This is a messenger RNA of Tupaia belangeri chinensis (Chinese tree shrew), 2114 nucleotides long. It is a transcript of the gene TMEM109, whose product is annotated as transmembrane protein 109. The transcript is spliced from 4 exons. The record is from RefSeq and is a predicted model, not a curated record. NCBI's taxonomy places the organism in Eukaryota, Metazoa, Chordata, Mammalia, Scandentia, Tupaiidae. Bases 128 to 859 code for a protein of 243 amino acids. Gene Ontology annotation, biological process: intrinsic apoptotic signaling pathway in response to DNA damage by p53 class mediator; cellular response to gamma radiation.